Biomphalaria glabrata is the source of this 4066-nucleotide messenger RNA. RefSeq lists its product as uncharacterized. The coding region runs from base 253 to 951 and encodes 232 amino acids. The record is from RefSeq and is a predicted model, not a curated record. NCBI's taxonomy places the organism in Eukaryota, Metazoa, Mollusca, Gastropoda, Planorbidae. The transcript has 2 exons.
CUGUAAAAAAUUGGACUUUUAACCAAUUUAAUGACAUAUGCACCCAGUUUAUAAAUAGACAUGGAUUAAAUGAAAACCCUCAAAAAAACACAUUUACAGUAAUUUACUUAUAAGAGGCAUGGUCAGAUGGAAGAAAAAGUCAUUGUGUGCAAUUUUUCUAUGCAUUAGGAUGUCAGUGAGAAGUCCAAGAGUAUUCAGAUACUAGGAUAUAAUCACUAGAUUAGAAAAACACAUUUAGAGUAAUACUGAACAAUGAAAAGUAGAAAGUACAAUGAGUACACACAACCUGUCAAGGACAGCAAACCAACAGCUACACCAGAGCCAAAUGUUGAAGACAGAGAUGACAUCUACACAAAUACCCAAUCACCUCAGGAGACUGCUCCUAGUAUUCCCUUACAUGCUAUGAAAAAUACUACAGCCAAUACUAAUCCUAAAACAAAAAAGACUUCACUCCAAGCAAUCCAACAGGAAAGCAAAGAGUCUGAGGGUGAAGGCUGUUAUAGCAGUCUUGAUCUCAGCCAGAAGGAGGAACAGGAUGUGUAUGAACCUCAGCUAGUCAUCAAAAGUAAGGACAAACUUGUACAAAAGAUGAUACCAGAAAAUGUACACAAAAAGAUGCCAGAGAGUCACAAAGAUGUAGAACAAGGAAAAGUACAUGUUGAAAGUGGCCAGACAGAAGAUAAGUCCCUUGAUAAGUUAAUGACAUUUUUAAGGAAUAAUAGAAAGAAAAUCAUAGUGAUAAUCAUUAUUUUUUGUCUAACUUUUAUGGCUAGUCUGUUAGGCUCAUUAGUAGCUGGAUCUUCCUUGAUCAAUAGUAUUAACAUAAUUGUUAAAAGUUACUUUGAGAAACCUAUUUAUAGUACAACCACAGUACAACCAUUGGUUAAUGAGACAAGCACUUUUAAUACAUAUAAUGAAACAACACUAUCAACCAUGGGCAAUGAAAAAUGAAAGUUUCUAAAUAAGCUUAAGUUGUUGCAUUGUCUUUAACAAUAAUCAUGAAAAUCAACUGAAUCAGUUUCUUGGACAAAUUAACCUGCACUGUUGAAACAUACAUCAUGGCAUACACUUUCAUCUAACUAUUGAGACCAACAGAAACACAGCCUAGAACAUACCAUUCUGCUCUUUGGCCACCCUCUGAGAAAUUCUAUCCAUCACAGCCAGUUUGUCUGACAAAAGUGUCAUGUAAUCAUGCAUGACUGCAAACUCAGGUGGUCUGUUCUUGAUCAUGUAAGAGGCAGACAUGAUGUGCAAUGAAUCAGACACUCUGCUCAGGAACCCAGAGCCUUGUUUUUUAUGAGCUUGAAAUUCCUGGAAUGUACCAGCAUGUCAAAUGUUAUCAGUCCCAUUCCUUUCAACAAAGUUCUAACACAAUUAACUACUGUCACUUCAAGAUGUUAAGCAAUUAAACAAUUCACAAAAACAGGUGUGCAAUAAGUGGCACAACUAAACAAAUAAAACAAUUAGUUUUCUUACCCAAGCUUUCGCUGUCAAAAAUACUUGAAAGCAUUUAUCAAAAGAUAAGACUGGGUGGUCAGCAACUCGAGUUAAAAACUUUUGAAGAGCUGUUUGACGUACUUUAAGAAAUUCCGUACUAAAACGAUCCAUUCUUUUUAAACUAUGCUUUUCUGGCAGUGGCUAGAGAAAGCGAGAAAAAAUUCAUUGUGCUCCAAAAUAAAAUAUAAAUAUUAGUUUCAGUUUGUAUCUACUCUUUCCACUAGAUAAAUUGAGUGCAAAAGCAUUUUUUUUUAUUUGUAACAUGAAUUAACAUGAAUUUUCUACUAGAAAAGAUUCCUGUUUAUUAGAUAAUGCUCUGAGUUUAAAAUCACAUUAGUUAUAGCAGUAGAACUAAGUAAAUUGCUUUUCUAUUUCUUUUGACCUUUUAGACAACUAAUAUACUAAUAUAAGCUAAUUACCGGGACAAGAUGUGUUGGAUAAUUCUCCUCUAGCCUUUGUCGAAUCCAUAAAAAGUCAUUAUAACGUCUUCGUACACUAAAGUCUGUGCCUUCAAAUUCAGCUCGAGUGGUCUAAAGACAAAAUGUAAAAAAUAUUUUACAACUGUAAAAAAAUUGAUAUAUAUGUGUGGCAUUUUACGACUCGAGAGACGAUUAUUUCCCUUUGCAACUUCUUGUGUGACUAAAGAGGCCAAUCCUUGAUACACAGCUGCGAUCGCAGGUUGGGCAUAUGUAAUCACCAGGCACCGUUGCAUUUUCACCCUUCUUUCUGCUUCUGUUGUGUAUGACAUCUGCAAUUUGUGACCCUUCCUUUAUGCUCUCUCUCUCCAUGUGGAUCUAUCCAGUGCCACCUCUUCCCAGCUGCUAGUGUCGAUUUAGAAGAGCUUCAUGUCGCGUUUGCAUACAUCCGUAUAACAUAAAAGUGGGCAACCAGCAGCUCUCCUGCUUUCUAUUAGAUCGCCAUACAGAAUGUCCUGUGGAAGUCGACCUACUGGCAUUCUACGAAUGUGGCCAAGCCAGCCAAGGCAUCUGCUGCUGAUAACAGAGCGGAUGUCCUGGCACCUGCUCUUCGUAGCACUUCCUCAUUGGUUAUCUUAUCUUGCCACCUUAUUUUAAAAAUCCGCCUUAGGCAUCAGAGGUGGAAGACAUUCAGCUUUUUUUCCUGCCAUGAGUAGAGUGUUGUUGGAUAUGAUGGAGCCAAGGUAACAAAAGUGAUCAACAAUUUCUAGUGGUUGGCCAUUAAUGUUUACUUGAGGUGCAGUGUUUGUGUUUUGGACAAGUAUCUUAGUCUUGUUUUGACUGAUGUUUAAGCCGAACUUCUGGAAAGCAGCAGAUAGUUUGUCAACCAGGGACUGUAGCUGAAUAUCAGAAUCAGCCACAAUAGCUGCAUCAUCAGCAUACAGGAGUUCCCUGAUGAGCAACUUCCUAACCUUAGUUUUUGCCGGCAGCCUUGAUACAUUAAAUAGUUUUCCAGAGGAUCUUGUAUGGAGAAACACACCUUCGUUUAUGUCAUUGUACGCAUAAUGCAGUAGACAGGAGAAGAAUGUCAAACAGAGUAGGUGCGAGCACACAUCCCUGCUUAACACCACUGCAAACCUCAAAAGGUGCUGAUUGGGCUCCAUUGAAUUUGACAGUAAAUUUAGUUUCCUAAUGAAAGCACUCAUUGAACUUCAUUAAUUUGGGAGGGCAACCUAUUUUCCUUAGGAGUUUGAAAAGGCCACUUCUGCUGACCAUGUCAAAGGCUUUAGUCAGAUCAACAAAACAAUGUAAAGGGGUCUGUCUCUCUCUCUGAAUUUCUCCUGCAGUAGUCGUAGAGAAGAUAUCAUGUCUAUAGUGGAUCUAUCACUACUAAAUCCACACUGAGACUCUGGGUAGACUCUAGAAGCUAUCACUUGCAGCCUGGAUAGUGCCACUCUAGCAAAGAUUUUGCCCACUAUACAGAGGAGAGAGAUACCCCUAUAAUUGUUGCAGUCACUCCGAUCUCCUUUGUUCUUGUAUAUUGUGACUAUAGUUGCGUCACACGUCCUUUGGGACAUGAUCUGUUUCCCAACAGCGGCAGAGGAGAAUAUAGAUUUCAGGGAGCAGGAGUGAUUCGUUGACUUUAACUACUUUCACUGGGAUACCAUCACUCCCUGGAGAUUUUCUUUUUUUUUUUUUUAUGCAGUUAAUUGCUUUUUUGAGGUCACUAAGGCUGAGAAGCUCAUCUAGGCAUUCCUAUACUGGAAGAUCUGGUAGAGAAGCCAGGGCGACAUCGUCUACUGUAUUCUGUGACAUAGACAUCGAGGUAGUGUUAUGUCCAUUGUUCUAGCUGCUUGGUUUGAUCUGUAAUUUUUUCUCCAAAUUUGGAUAGAAGGGGGGCAGGCUUAGACACUGCUAGACCCAGGGCCGCUUUAAUGCCAUCAAACAGAGCUUUGCUAUUUCCUGAUUAGAGACUGGAUUAUAUAAAUAUAUAUAUGUAAGUAAACAUUUAGACAACCAGCUGUCUAUAUGUUUAUAUUUUAGUAUUAUUAGUAUUUGUGAAUAUUCUUUCUUAAAAACAGAAUCAUAUAAAUACAAGUAUGUUGUACAUAAACCAUUUUUUUAAAGCAAUUAUUGUUAAAUAACUUUUUUUU